AUGAGUGCUUUAUCCUCGGAGAACGUCAACGGGGUCUACAUCCCUUCCGCCCUUUUGGUCGUCGGAACCUUCAUUGUCAAGAAGGAAUGGGUCCCCUUUGCCGUAGCUCUGGCUGCGAUCUUUGCCGGGUGGAAGCUGUCCAGCGGUGGUAGUAGCAGCAGCAAGGCCAGGAAAGUCCUCAACCCCACCGAGUUCCAGGACUUUGUCCUAAAGGAGAAGAACGACAUCUCCCACAACGUCACCAUCUACCGCUUCGCUCUGCCCCGUCCCACCGAUAUCCUCGGCCUGCCCAUCGGCCAGCACAUCUCUCUCGCCGCUACCAUUGACGGCCAGCCCAAGGAGGUCGUCCGCUCCUACACUCCCAUCUCCUCCGACAAUGAAGUCGGCUACUUCGACCUCCUCGUCAAGGCCUACCCCCAGGGUAACAUCUCCAAGUACCUGACCACCCUCAAGGUCGGCGAUACCAUGAAGGUGCGCGGUCCCAAGGGUGCCAUGGUCUACACUCCCAACAUGUGCCGGCACAUUGGUAUGAUUGCCGGAGGUACCGGAAUCACCCCCAUGCUCCAGAUCAUCAAGGCCAUCAUCCGUAACCGUCCCCGCAACGGCGGAAACGACACCACCCAGGUGGACCUCAUCUUCGCCAACGUCAACCCCGAUGACAUCUUGCUCAAGGAGGAGCUUGAGAAGCUUGUUGCGGAGGAUGACGGCUUCCGUGUAUACUAUGUCCUUAACAACCCCCCUGAGGGAUGGACCGGCGGUGUCGGCUUCGUUACCCCUGACAUGAUCAAGGAACGCCUACCCGCUCCUGCCAGCGACAUCAAGGUCCUCCUGUGCGGUCCUCCUCCCAUGGUCAGCGCCAUGAAGAAGGCCACCGAGUCUCUUGGCUACACCAAGGCCCGCCCCGUCAGCAAGCUCGAGGACCAGGUCUUCUGCUUCUAA
This is a messenger RNA of Aspergillus calidoustus, 939 nucleotides long. NCBI's taxonomy places the organism in Eukaryota, Fungi, Ascomycota, Eurotiomycetes, Eurotiales, Aspergillaceae. The record is from the annotation of a GenBank genome assembly.